AUGUGGCGUAUGCGCCGUCGCACCCGGACAAUCUGUCUGUCCUUGGCCUCCAUCACGGUUUUCCUCCACCUCCUCCUGGCGCUGGCGUCUCUCUCCGUCAACCGCGCGCCGUGUGACCCCCCGCCGCCGCCCGAGACCCUCAGCCCGAGGGACGAGGCGCGCACCCGCCGCCGCCACACCCCCGCAGGGAUCAUUGGCCCAGUCGGGCCACCGGCGGAAGCCGCCCGAGGAGAUUCGUCCGGCGUGGACGCCAACGCGGAGGCCAAAGGUCGUGCGCGGACGGCUCCUGCUUCAAUCAGCGGAGCUGAGCCGCUGGAGUCUGCGUUGUCGAAACUGGAGGCGCUGUUCGACCAUCCUCUCUACAAUAUGCCCAGCCCUCCCGUCCCCGAAGAGGACUGGCUGCUGAAAGUGAGGCCGAAGAUCAAGGCUGCUGAGUUGAGCUCUCAGAUAUGGGUGAGUGCCAGCCAGGAAGGCUACGAGGACGUCCAGUGGAACAGCAGCAGCAGCAGCCACCCGCCCUGGCUGCGCUUCCACCUGGGCAUCUCCCGCUGGCAGCUCUACCCUCAUCGGGACCCCAACAUGGAGGCCCUGACCCAGCAGCUCGCCACGUCCCGCAUCGUCAGUGCAGUGCAGAAGUCUGGGGGGACGCAACUGAAGCUGGUGAUGUCAUUUCCCAACUACGGACAAGCCAUGUUCAAGCCCAUGAAGCAGGAGAGAGACGACGAAACCAACUACAACCUCUACUACUUCUCCGACUUUGAGAGACACAAUGCAGAAAUCGCUGCUUUUCACCUCGACAGGAUCUUGGGUUACCGGAGAGUCCCCCCCGUGGUCGGGAGGCUGGUGGACGUGGUGAAGGAGAUCAAAGACAUCACCACCGACCGCAAGCUGGCCCAAACAUUUUUCACCUCCCCUGUGGGCAGCGUGUGUUUCUAUGGCCAGUGCUCCUACUACUGUUCGACGGAGCACGCCGUGUGCGGUCGCCCCAGGGCCCUGGAGGCCUCCCUGGCCGUCAUGCUCCCGGACCUGUCCCUGGCCACCCGGAGGAGCUGGAGGUCGCCCUGGAGACGCUCGUACAGCCGCAGCAAGCUGGCAAAGUGGGAGACGCAGUCCGACUACUGUUCCAGCGUGAAGAAGACCUCGCCGUACAACAAAGGCACCAGACUGGUGGACUUCAUAGACAUGGUCAUACUGGACUUCUUGAUGAGCAACAUGGACAGACACCACUACGAGACCUUCGAGAAGUUUGGCAACAACACUUUUAUGUUGCACCUCGACAACGGGAGAGGAUUCGGGCGUCACUCCAAAGACGAGCCGUCCAUCUUGGCUCCACUCGAGCAGUGCUGCAGAAUCCGUCACUCCACUUGGCUCCGCCUGCGUCUCCUGUCCCUGCCUCAGUAUCGCCUCAGCGACGCCAUGCGGGCCUCGCUGUCCCGCGACCCCCUCGGCGGCGGCGGCGGCGGCGGCGUGGCCCCGCUGCUGUCGGAGCGUCACCUGGCCGCUCUCGACCGCCGUCUGGAAACCGUGCUGGAGGCGGUGAGUCGCUGCCAGAGGCGACAGAGCGAGGACGGCGGCGAUGAGGUCAUCUUUGAUGACACGGCCUACUUGAAAGACAUGGUCGCUCCCGCUGGUCGGCUGUUUGUUUCACCAGAGUUGAGGUGUGAGUCGACACCACAGCCGCCUGUCCUCCUCCGCGAUCAAUAAUUCACCCGGCCUGGGUCGUAUCGAUGGCACCUGCUCCCUUUUCCUCUUUCAGC
Molecule: messenger RNA, 1757 nt
Organism: Scophthalmus maximus (turbot)
Lineage: Eukaryota; Metazoa; Chordata; Actinopteri; Pleuronectiformes; Scophthalmidae
Product: extracellular serine/threonine protein kinase FAM20C-like
Exons: 11
Coding region: 1-1704 (567 amino acids)
Biological process (GO): protein phosphorylation
Cellular component (GO): Golgi apparatus
Molecular function (GO): phosphotransferase activity, alcohol group as acceptor
Source: RefSeq, a predicted model, not a curated record